AAACCUUUCCCUACUCUUGUUAAGAAUUAUCAUCCAUUAUCAUCGAAACAAGUACUCAUCCCAUAUUUUAUAGAUAUCAUCCUCCAUCUCAUAAAUUAUCAAAGGUACACAAGAAAAACUCCUCUUUCUGUAUAUGUAUAUAUAUAUUGGAAGUGAAAUAAGCGGACUUGAGUGUUGGUAGAAGUUGUGAUGUAAUCAUUUUUUUUAUCCUUUAUGCACGUUUUUAUGGAUAGUUUGAACUUUUUGUUGAUAUUUUAGUCCAAAUGAAGAUUUUCCUUUUUAAAUAAAUAUCCGUUCUUGUCAUAUAAAAAGAAUUAUGAACAACUCAAGUCUUGUAAGUAAAAGUUUUUAGAUUUGAAAGAAUAAUGAAUCAUAGCUAGAAAAGAAAAUAUCUUUUGAUGUUAGUAAUGUAUAUAAUUGCUCUCAAACUUGUGGCAGAUAUCCUUUAUCCCCACGUACCAAUUUUAGAGGUCCACUAAAUCUUUAAAUAUUUAAAUAUUAACUAAAUAAUUCUUUUUACUUUGUUUUGAUUUCAAAUUUUGGAUAUACUUUAAAAGUAUUUUAUUCUCUAACCUAUUGUUAAAUAUCUAAGUAAGUUUGAAAAAGGGUAUCAUACCAACUAAAUUAUAUCCAUGCAACUGUUUAUAAAUGUUCUAACAUACUAGUCUAAUUAAUAGGAGAGUGAAAAAUACUUUUAGGAAAAAAUUCAAAUGUAAAAUUAUUGAAGUUUUAAAUAGCUAUAUAUGUAUAUUAAAUGAAAAAUGUGUGUGUAGGAGAGGUAACAUGAAAGGGUGUCAGGUUAUCCAAUCAUCUAGGAAAACUUUAAAGAGAUCCUUUGUUGUUUGUGUCAUAUGCUACUAGUUUUUGGUUGGGCUUAAAAAUUGUCCCACAAGUUAAUAUGAGUCUUUUUCAACAUGUUUUAUCCAACCGUUGUUGUUUUUAUAAAAAAAAAAAAAAGAAAAGAAGUAGUUAAAGGAGAAAAAAAUAACAGGGUUGUUUUGUUAUAUUGAAGCCUAAUAUUAAUACAUCUUUGAAGUUGUAAAAUCUAUGCUUGAGAUAUAGAAUUGUUUAGCUUGUAAUUAAAGUAUAUGUUUGAAUACAUAGUUGAUGAUCAGUUACCAAUUCAAAGAAUAUGAAUCAAGCAGUUUUUUAAUAUAACAAAUAUAAUUUAUUGGAGUUAUAUAUAUUUGUUGUCAUAUAUCAAUUUUUUCAUAGGAUAAUAAAAAAAUGUCAAUAUGUGUAUUCAUACUUUUGUUUAUGAAAAUAUCAAGCAUGUGGAUGGAAAUUUAGCAGUGAUGUAGAGGCAGAGCAAGGAUUUGGUGUCCAAAAAGACAACUCAACUAAAAUAAAAGAAAAGGUUUGGAAUUUUGUGUAUAUAAAAUAAGAACAUAAGAAGAAAAAUAAUGAAAUAGAGAGAGGAUAUGAAGAAUUGGACAAAUAAGUCCAUCACCCUCGAUCUAAAACACAGCAGAGAGAAUAGCAUAUGUGCAUUCUUAAAUUUUGGGUCAUCUAACAUUAAAAAAAAAAAAAAAAAAAAAAACUGAUUAAAAUAGAAGAUCUUAGAGUUAAUUACUUUUGAUUAAUUUAAAAUGGUUAUAUAACUCAUUACUUUUAGUUUAAAAUUAGUUUUAAAAUGAAAAAUCGUUAAAGUGUGAAAGAGUUAUUAUCUAUCUUUCAAUUUAGAAUUGGUUCUUUUAUAUUUAAAAAUAAUUAUUUUAAAAAUUUUACUUUAUAACAAUUUGCAAUUAAUCAAUGGAUAUGUGUUUUGAAAUCAACAAUUAAGCAAUACAAAAAAAAUACAGAGAUUACACGUAGAUAUAUUUUCGUUCACUUAUACAGUAUUAACUACAUCUACCGGCAGAGGGAAAAUGAUAUUAUUAAAGAGAACAUUGUUAUAAUAUUAGAUUAGAGAAAUUUAUAUAUAUUACAAUUUUCUAAAUUAAAUCAUAAAUAACUCAUAAAUAGAUAUAAUAUAUGUUCAACACUAGAAUUGAAGAGUUUUUGGAGGUAAUACCCAACUCACUGACCGGUCAACGUGACUCUUAUUAAGUUAUUUGUAGUUUCACGUAACAAAUUAGAUCCAAACAUUUCAAUAAAUAUUGAAGACUUAAAUUGAAUAUUUAAUAAAAAAUGAAGUUAGAAUAUAGAUUGAAACACUAAAAAAUUAAAUUAAAGAUUAGUAACUAAAAACAUUUUAAAAUUUAGAAAGAAAUCUAAAAAAAAGUAGAUAAAAGAAUAAAUUUAUGAAAUUAUUAUUGUCCAAAAGUUGCACCCAAACCCAAUUAAUUAAUUAAACAAUUAUAUUUCAUUCAUUUGGUAUAACAGACAAAUACCACCGUCUCUCUCUUUUUUCUCCACCACCAAAACAAAACAUACACAACACCAACCAAAAAAGAAAAAGCAAAACAAAACAUGAGUCAGUGUGUUCCUAAUUGGGACCUCUCCGAACCUCCACCUUCCUCCGCCGCCACCGGCCGUCCCCCUUUCCACUCCUCAUCCGCCGCAGACGACGUCGUUCCAUUGUUUGAAUAUGAAGUGGCGGAGCUGACAUGGGAAAAUGGGCAAUUGGCUAUGCAUGGCCUGGGCCUGCCGAGGGUAACCGGCAAGGUUCAGAACAGCGGCGGCGGCGGCGGCGGUGGCGGUGUUGGUUCUAAGUUCACGUGGGAUAAUAAGCCGGCACGUGCGAGUGGCACGCUUGAGUCAUUGGUGAACCAAGGAACUCGCCAUGGUAAGAAUAAUAUUAGUUUUGAUAUUAACACCGACGACACCGCCCACGGCGGUGCCAAUGAUUUGGUGCCGUGGUUUUCCGACCACCAUAGGCAAACAACGACCGCUUCCACCGCCGACGCCAUGGUUCCAUGCGACGGCGACAAGUCGGCCACGGUGGGUGGUAGCGCAGCCAAGUCGAGUGAUAUCCCUGUGGCGGCGCGUAAGGAGGACGAGGACUGUGGAGUGAUCCAUGGAAAACGUGGAAGGGUAGUGGCGCGUGUGGUUCACGCGUCGGGGGAGUGGAGUACCUGCCGGAAUCAGAUCAGCGUGAGUGGUAACCGGGAAAGUAGUCAGAAAGUGACGUUGAACAGUACUCGCGUUAGGAAUUUCGCCGCCGUUGACGGUAGCGUUGGGUUCACUGCUACCACUGCCACGUCACAAGGGUCGCUUGAUAAUACAACCUCCGACAAGCCGUGCGUUAAGAACACCACCGUCACCACCACCGACGACCAUGAUUCUGUAUGCCAUAGCACACAUCAGGUGGAAGAAGAGGACGAAGGAGACAGAAAGAAAGAGAAUGCCAAAUCCUCAGUUUCUACUAAAAGAAGUAGGGCUGCUGCUAUACAUAACCAAUCUGAACGUAAAAGGAGGGACAAAAUUAACCAAAGGAUGAAGACGUUGCAAAAGCUGGUUCCAAAUUCCAAUAAGACAGACAAAGCUUCAAUGUUGGAUGAAGUAAUUGAAUAUUUGAAGCAACUGCAAGCACAAGUCCAAAUGAUGAGUAGAAUGAACAUGCCAAUGAUGCUACCGAUGGCGAUGCAACAACAACUUUCAAUGGCACCGUUAAUGGCACCGAUGGGGUUAGGAAUGGGCAUGGGGGGAAUGGGGAUGCCUUUGGGAAUGGACCAUUUGAACAUGAUGGCUGGUCGUUCUGGCCUUACCGCCGGGAUGUCUCCGCUCCUCCACCCGACAGCCUUUAUGCCCAUCCCGACAUGGGAUGGAGGCACUUGUACUGAUCAACUCCAACAUUCUCCGACUACCAUGGUUGCAGACCCUUUCUCAACGUUUCUUGCAUGUCAACAACAGCCUAUGACAAUGGAAGCGUACAAUAGAAUUGCCACAAUGCUUCAGCAACUUCAUCAACAUACACCCACAGUGGGUGGCUCCAAGAACUAAUUGAUCAAUUCAUCAUUUUCAAAUAAUCUUUCUAGAAGAAGUUAUAUGUGUGAUCAUAGAAUGUCGUGUUCAAUUGGAUUUAGAAACGAAAACUAAAAUAAUAAUAGUAAUAAUAAUAUAAUAGUAAAAGAAGGGGAAAAUGUAAAGCACUAUUACUUCUACACAAUAUAGUUGUGUUGGAACUUUUGAGUUUUA
This is a messenger RNA of Cucumis melo (muskmelon), 4080 nucleotides long. RefSeq names its product transcription factor UNE10. The record is from RefSeq and is a predicted model, not a curated record. Gene Ontology annotation, molecular function: protein dimerization activity. Bases 2413 to 3885 code for a protein of 490 amino acids. The transcript is spliced from 6 exons. NCBI's taxonomy places the organism in Eukaryota, Viridiplantae, Streptophyta, Magnoliopsida, Cucurbitales, Cucurbitaceae. Gene Ontology annotation, cellular component: nucleus.